Molecule: messenger RNA, 1500 nt
Organism: Closterium sp. NIES-65
Lineage: Eukaryota; Viridiplantae; Streptophyta; Zygnematophyceae; Desmidiales; Closteriaceae
Source: the annotation of a GenBank genome assembly
AUGUGGAAGCCAAUCCGAGUGUACGUGGUGUGGUACGGUUACUUCUCCGAGUCGCAGAAGCAGCUCGUUCGUACGCUGACAAGGUCGUUCAGUCCGAGCGACGAUCCAUCCGUUACAGUUCCCCUCUGGUGGAACAUCAACCGGCUGUACUACGAUCAACAGGGGCGUUUCAUCUCGUCGAAUGUAACGUGGGUGAAGGAGAAAGAUGACACGGGGUACUCCCGAGGGAAGUCCCUGUGGCUGGAUGACGUGGAAGCAGUGGUUUCCACGGCCAUUAAUACGAGCGAGCUGCCUUAUGACGAGGAUGGAGUGUACUUCGUGCUCUCGGACCAAUACGUGACCCAGUUGCAACCUCUCCCCGUUUCUCGCCCUCCCUCUCCUCGCCUUUCGCCCUUCUCGGCCCUCAACGCCCCUCAACGCCCCUCAACGCCCCUCAACCCCUCUCCAAUGGAGCUCAACGGACAAGUUCUGCGCUACGUUCUGCGGGUGGCAUUUCUUCGGCUCCACGCCCCUUCACAACCCCCGCUCUUCCCCUCUUCCCCUCUUCCCUCCCCCUCUCUUCCCCUCAUCCCUCCCCCCUCCCCUUCCCCGCAGCAAUGGAGUUCAACGGACAAGUUCUGCGCCACGUUCUGCGGGUGGCAUUUCUUCGGCACGGCGCCCUCCCGCGGCACCUUCAUCUACUCCUGGGUCGGCCGUGCUGACCGCCUCGUACGUGCAGGUGGAGGGGGGAAGGGGAGGGAGGGGGGGGUUUGCCCCACGUCGUGCAUUGCAAGUGACAUCCGCACGGCCAGCAAGGCACCCAACAAGGAUGUGGGCAUGGAUGCGUUACUGUCGGUGUUCGCGCACGAACUGGCAGAGGCCGCCUCGUCGCCGUUCGUGGGAACGUGGUUCGAUGAGCAGGGCGAGGAGAAUGCGGACAAGUGCGCGUGGAAGUUAACCCCAUCCUCACGGGUUCCCCAGGAGGCAGAUACAACCUGGUUCAACCCCAUUCUCACCGACUCAACAGGAGGCAAGUACAACCUGGUGGGGGUCAACGGCUUUAAGUUCUUCAUUCAGCACAACUGGGAUCUCACCACUGGCACCUGCCAGCUCACCAUGCCAUACCCCCCCGCCCCUCCUCCUCCCCCCUCCCCUCCCUCCCCUCCUCCGCCUCCCUCCCCUCCUCCCUCGCCUCCCUCCCCCCCUCCACCGCCCUCUCCCCCUCCCUCACCCCCACCCCCUCCCCCACCUCCAAGCCCCCCACCUCCCUCUCCUCCUCCCCCCUCACCACCUCCUCCGUCUCCCCCUCCUCCCUCUCCACCCUCUCCCCCUCCCUCCCCUCCUCCUCCCCCCUCGCCCCCGUCGCCCCCACCUUCCCCCCCUCCCCCCCCUCCAUCCCCUCGCAUGCGCACCCUUCGCCCUCCUCCGCGUCCCCCCAAGAGCAUGGGGGAAUACGUGCAACAGCUAUUCAAGAAACUCUGGCCGAAUCGCCCAUGGUCAAUCAAAGUUGUUCAUGAUUAA